Molecule: messenger RNA, 2688 nt
Organism: Carcharodon carcharias (great white shark)
Lineage: Eukaryota; Metazoa; Chordata; Chondrichthyes; Lamniformes; Lamnidae
Product: protein AKNAD1-like
Exons: 9
Coding region: 394-2688 (764 amino acids)
Source: RefSeq, a predicted model, not a curated record
GUAAAACUUGUCCAGAAAGCCCGGCCCGGGGAGUGAGCGCGUGAGCAGCAGCAGCAGCAGCAGCACCAGCACCAGCACCGGGAGGAUUUAAAAGCUUAGGACAGAACGAGGCUUCUCUCAGUCAGUCAGUCAGUCCGGUCAGUCACGGGGGUGUGAGUGGGUGGGGGUGGCGGGGGGGGAAAGACUGAGUUGAUGAAAGGAUCAAAGCUGCAAUCUCCACCGGCUUCGCCAGUCAGUUCAAACACGGCGCCUUCUUCACUCGUUAAAUUAUUCUAGUUCAGCAGUACCUAUUUCAGACUUCACUGAAUGCGAAGAUUGUUAUAAAGAAAACACGUAUAAUACUUGACAUUUCUCUAUUUGUGCUAAUUUACCUAUUUUUGCUGAUUUGGGGAAAUGGAAUACUUCAAAGCAGAUAUAAAGCGUGAUGUGACAAAUGAAUUGGAUACAGAUGACAGUGAAGACCUUUUAGAAAAAAUGAAUGAUUAUCAAUUCACCAGAUUUGUGGAGAACCGCUGCGUUAAUUUGCAACAAUCGAGCAACAUCCUAGAUGAGGACUGCAUCAAACAAAGACCAGAGAAUUCUUUAGUAUGGGAAAAAUCCUUUGAGCACAGUAUAUUUCUGGAUGUGGAUGAUGAUUUCAACUUAAAUUUUAGUGAAGUAUGUGAUUCUUAUGCUAUCUUCCUUUCUCAGUCAUCAGCAGAAGAUGAUAGCCUUAACAUUACUGCAGAUGAUAUUGACAAGAUUGAAAAUGAAUAUGAUGGCAGUGAUGAGGAUGAAAUACAAACCACUGAAGAAAUUGGAUAUGAACACAACCAAGAUAUCCAUAGUCUUAGCUAUUCAGACAAACAUGAUGAAACAAAAGAUAAUUUGGAAAGUAGUUUUCAAGACGACAAACUGCCAGAGAUGGCUGGCAAUACCACUGAUGAGGAGCAGGAAGAGCUGCCAUAUGAUGGUAACUUACAGAAUGUUAGUGAACAUCCUACAGAUGAGAAUCCUGAUUUAGUUGAUUACAUGCCACCAUUAACUAGACUUGUUUGUAACCAGUCAGGUCAUGUGCCUGUUAGCAGGGUGAUCCAAACUAUCCCAUUUACAGAUCAAAGAUCAACUGUAGAAAAUUCAUUCUUUCAACAAAAAGUACCUGACAAUGAAAUGAGUACAGACACUGAAGCUUCUAGCCAUAGAAAUAAAAGUGAACCUAAUACCUUUUUGUCAGAGGAUACAGCUGAUAUAUUGGUAUCCAAGCACGGAACUAAAUUGGAAAAUAGCUUGUCAGUUGAACACAAUCAGCUUAAUGAUGGAAGAUCGAACAUUGCUGAAUCACUCCUGCGUUACUUCUCUGAAGAAGACCUGGCACUUGGUUCAACUAUGUACAUUGACUCUGAGACUUUACCAGAAACCUCUUUCACGGAUAGUAUUGAGGAAACUGUAAUUAAAAACCAUAUUUCAUCAGUCGCCAGUAAUGAUUUACAUAUAAACAUUAACAAAUUUACAAAGUCAGAAACAGACCUUUCAAGGAAACAAGAGCUAGGUAGCAAAUUUGCAAAUGAAGAAAAAGUGUUAGAAGAUGAAAAUGAUUCACACUACAGUAGCUCUGCUCAGGGGAUCAUGAAAAGUAAUUGCACCUAUGAACUGGAAAAUUCAUCAAAAAUAGCACAGAAAGAGAACACAGAAGCACCGCUUAGUCUUGAAACAAUAUCAGAAAUUGCUCAAAAUCCUAUGUUAAAAAUGGGAAGAACAAUUUCUUAUAAUGAUAUCAAAUAUGGUAGAGGGAAACAACAUUAUCCUCUGCCUGACUUUUCCAAAGUUGAACCCAAGGUCAAAAUUCCCAAGAGGAAUACUUCUAAUAAUCGUAAUCCAGAAAAACCAAUAAUAAAAAAAACAAAAUGUUCACCCAGCUCGCCAGAAAAUUCCCAUGCCAUUCAUAAAUCAACUAUUGAUGUAGUACGAGAGAUACUGGAUAGCACACAAUCUUCAGUAAUUCUUACAAGAUCAGAAGUGAAUAACAAAAAACAAUCUGUGGGAGCGAAUCAUACCCCAGAACUUUUUCAACAAAUGCAGGAGGAGUUUGACAAGCUAUUAAUAAAAUAUGCAGAAGCUGAGAAUACCAUUGAUCAGUUGCGGUUUGGCGCUAAGGUAUCUGCAUACUCUGAUUCAAGUCAAAAUCAAACAAUUCAAUCUGGAACUUUGUCACCAUGCUGUCAAAUAACCAAUUUGACUGGUCCUCAGCAACAUCAAACUCAGCCAGGAUCUACCUCUGAUGCAGUCAUGCUCUUCCCUUUAGAAUCAGCAUAUGACAACUGUCCAAUGUCAUUAUCGGUUAUUUUUGCUGGAACCCAAGCAAAUUUGUGCCAACCUGUUGCUGAGGUUUACAAGACAACAGAAGCAGAACGAAUGGCUCAGGAGCUAAAUAAGCACAUUGAAUAUUUUAAACAUCAGGUUGAAGACUUUCAGAAGUGCCUUAACUCUAGAUCAAUUUCUGUAGAAGAUGUGCAAUGGGAAUUUAAGAAACUGAAAGAUGGCCAAGACAAACUAGAAAGGAGCUACAUUGCAAAUAAAGAUGAGCACCGCAGUCUGCAGCAACGCCACUACCUGGAUAAAAAUAUCGCUGUUGGGGAGUUUGACCCAGAGAGUCGUGAUCCGGAACCUAAUAAAUUGAGCAGCAUAAAACUAAGUCCAAAUGAUGACUGA